Gossypium raimondii (Peruvian cotton) is the source of this 2633-nucleotide messenger RNA. RefSeq lists its product as uncharacterized. The record is from RefSeq and is a predicted model, not a curated record. The coding region runs from base 373 to 2457 and encodes 694 amino acids. Gene Ontology annotation, molecular function: nucleic acid binding; protein-disulfide reductase activity; RNA-DNA hybrid ribonuclease activity. The transcript has 14 exons. NCBI's taxonomy places the organism in Eukaryota, Viridiplantae, Streptophyta, Magnoliopsida, Malvales, Malvaceae.
GAAAGGUGUUUAAGGGGACCAAACCCAUGAACAAAUGGGCAUCAUAGGAGCCCAAACUACUUGAAGAAUUAGGCUUAGGUGUUCCAAGAACAGUUGGGUAAGUUUGGAUUGCUUAAUUCGGGGGAAAAAAAAGAAAGAGAGAAGAGAUAGAGAAGAGUUUUAACUGAAGAGGGAACUAAAAACUCUUCAAGGACGAUUGGAUAUCAGCAGAACUCCAUUUAUCCCCACUUCUUUAAACCACCCGGAACCCAUCUUUUUCCGUCACUCUCCGGCGUGAAUAUCAGCAGAAGAAGGCUACUUCCAGUUCGUCUCUGUUUCCAGCUCCUACAUUGGUAAUGAAAUUUAGGCAGUGCGGAGCAAUUUUACUCUCUGAUGAACUGCCUGCCACACGUGCGUGCUUAUGGCUCAGCUUUAUUUAGAAAGGCUGGUAAUUUCAUUGCAACAACUUCUUUGAACCAAUGCCAUGUUCCCUUAUGGAGAAGAAAUUUUGAGCACGCGGGUGUGAAGACUGUGGAUUUAGAGUUCUUGUUGACAAGAUUUCGCACUCAGUGUUACUCUUCCCGGAAAAGUAAAAGUAGUAGUAGCACAAAAAAAGCAUCCAGGACUAAAAAAGUUCAUCCUGAACAACCACCGGUGAUGGAAAACGAGAAAGAUGCAUUCUUUGUAGUGAGAAAGGGAGAUACUGUUGGUGUUUUCAAGAGCUUUGCUGAUUGUCAGGCCCAAGUUGGAUCCUCGAUAUGUGAUCCUCCGGUCAGUGUCUACAAAGGCUACUCUUUGACAAAGGAAACUGAAAUAUAUCUGUCUUCCUGUGGGCUUAAGAAUGCUCUCUACACUAUUAGAGCUGCAGAUGUGAAAGAGGAUCUUUUUGGAGCGCUCAUGCCCUGCCCUUUCCAGGAGCCAGCUUCUUCUAAAGGUGAAACAUCUCAUAAUGAUGCAACCAAAAAGAGACCACAGGAUAUGCUUCAGUCAGAGUAUGGGGGACUGGGAUCACUUGGUUCAAUAGCCGUAGCCGAUCCCGUGAGAAAGCAUUUCAAGUUGGAUCCACAUGCUGAGGCUCAAAUAACAUCCUCUGGUCAUCAAUCUUGUAUUCUUGAGUUUGAUGGUGCAUCAAAAGGAAAUCCUGGGCCUGCUGGUGCAGCAGCUGUAUUGAAAACUGAUUCUGGAAAUGUGAUCUGCAAAUUGCGCGAGGGUUUGGGCAUAGCAACCAAUAAUGCUGCUGAAUAUCGCGCCAUAAUUUUAGGGUUGAAACAAGCUCUUAGAAAAGGUUAUACAAACAUUCGUGUACGAGGUGACUCGAAGCUCGUUUGUAUGCAGCUGCAGGGUUUAUGGAAAGUCAAACAUGAGCACAUGUCUGAGUUGUAUGAGCAAGCAAUGAAACUGAAGGAUAAGUUUCUUUCAUUUCAGAUCAAUCACGUUUUAAGGGAACUGAAUGGCGAGGCCGAUGCUGAGGCCAACUUGGCUGUCAAACUUGCUGAAGGUCAAAUCCAGGAGGAGUGCAAAAUUUUGCAUUUAAACCCCAAAAGAUCAUGUUAUUGUUGGCCUUCAAGCUCAGCUCUGCAAAGGAAUUUCAGUUUUGUUUGUGGCAGAGGCAUGUUAAUGGGGAUUCGGAGCAUAUUAAUAUUUGGUUGGGCCGGAGCUAACGAUGCCCAACCAACAUUUUCAUGGUUCCCAUUAUAUCCGACGGCUAACACCAGCCUACUUUCACAUGCCGACUUGGAAGCCAAGAAAGCAACCAUGUAUCCUGCCCAACUGAAAUACGAGCCAUUCUCAAUUACCGAAAUUAUGGCAAUGUUGAUGAAAAGAUUUGCAAACCUCACCAAAACCACAGCUAAACCCUCCCCUCCUUUCUCUUUAAAACAUUUAUUAUUAUUUUCCCUUCCUUCCCUUUCUUCUGCUUCAGAGAAAAUCCUCGCCGGCACUGCCACUGAUGUCGCCGAUAUUUCUGGAGAAAGCGAUCUGGUGUACUCAGACCCACCUGUAUCAGCCACCAUCAAGCCUCUUUUGCCCGAUCUCCUUCAACCACGUGUCGUCAUCUAUGAUGGGGUCUGCCAUCUUUGCCACCGAGGGGUUAAGUCGGUGAUUAAAGCGGACAAACACAGGAAGAUCAAGUUCUGCUGUGUGCAGUCAAAGGCUGCUGAACCAUACUUGAGAGUUUGCGGUGUUGAUCGAGAGGAUGUUCUUCGUCGUUUUGUGUUCAUUGAAGGCCUUGGUCUUUAUCAUCAAGGUUCCACAGCUGCAUUGAGAGUGCUAUCAUACUUGCCACUUCCCUACUCCGCUUUAAGUGCAUUCUUGAUAAUUCCAACUCCGUUGAGGGAUGCAGUUUAUGAUUUCAUUGCCAAGCGGCGUUAUGACUGGUUUGGGAAGAGUGAAGACUGCCUAGUUUUGCAAGAGAGCGAGCUCUUGGAGCGAUUCAUUGAUAGGGAAGAAAUGAUGGAUCGUAAUCGAUCAAAUUUGUAACUUGGAUUCCCUUAAAUACAAUUAGACAAGUUUAGUUUAUGGCAGAUGUCCAUUGUUAACUGUUUCUUAGGAGGAUGUAAAAUGUAUAGCAGUAAAUGUUUUCCACCUGGUUGCAAUAGAUUGCGAAGCUCUAUUUCUUAUUAAGUAAUCUAAAUACCUCCUGGUUAGUCAUGUAA